UGAAAAUUUCAUUCUGAAACAGUAUGAUGUUUUCUUCCAGUGUGCUCUACAAAACGAAACGUCAAAAACGUGAGGUAGCAAUGUUUUGAUCUGUGAAAAUUUUGUGUGAUUCUACUGCGUGAAAAGAGUUUCCGAUCGAUUUUUCACUUCUACGCACAGGCGUCACCUUUCCGGGAUGUCCUUGAUAAGAUUGUGCGGCUCGGUGGGAGCCCAGUGGAUGCUGAAGUCCACGACGGGUUUCGUCCCCACUGGCAAGACGAUCGUCACUAGGAAUCUUUUCUCCGGAACCGGACUGGGAACUUUACGGAUUGCCGGCAGCAAUGCACCGGUGCUCGUUGUACGUCCCAGAGCGGACCAGUACGAUCGUCGGCGGGACGGAAAUUGGUGGAGGGGCUAUAAAAACUUUGGCCACAAGCCAGAAAAAGAACCCAUGGCUACAAAGCUUUUCUGCGCCUUUCUGGGAGCUAUGAUUCUUGGGGCCUGCAUCGAUUGGAAGAAGCUUGGGAAGGCACUUGGUUUGCCGAAAGUCGACGCCGAUGCAGGAAUGAAUGCAGAAAUGAGUGAUUCAAAAACUGAGCAGUUGGAAAGCGGAGAGGAUUCCGAUGGCGAUGACGAGGACGAACAAGGCAAAAAGAAGCCGCGUAAGGAAAAGAUAGGUUUCCGAGAUCGCAAGAUCAUCGAGUACGAAAACCGCAUCCGUCAGUACUCGACACCGGACAAGGUGUUCCGCUACUUUGCCACCAUCCAGGCGCCCCAGGGUGACACCGUUGAGGUGUUCAUGACUCCGAUCGACUUUCUCACAAGCAUGACGCCGGGAAUGAAGCAACCCGAUGGUCUCGGAUUGGAUCAGUACAAGCGAUACGAUGCUAGGAGCGUUUCGACCCGACUUGACUUGCACCUGGAUAGUGACAGCAUUUUCUACAAACUUGGAGCAUACGGGCUGAUAUCGUUUUCCGACUACAUCUUCCUGCUGACGGUGCUAUCGACUUCCCGCCGUCAUUUCGAAAUUGCCUUCCGAAUGUUUGACCUCAACGGCGAUGGAGACGUUGACAGCGAGGAAUUCGAGAAGGUAGCCAACCUGAUUCGCCAACAGACGAGUAUUGGAAAUCGACACCGAGAUCAUGCCAAUACGGGAAAUACUUUCAAGGGUGUAAACUCGGCACUAACGACUUACUUUUUCGGUCCUAAAAACGACGAAAAGUUAACCAUCGAGAAGUUCUUGGACUUUCAACAGCAGCUGCAACGGGAAAUAUUAACCCUAGAGUUUAUGCGUAAGAACCCGGACGAAAACGGUAACAUAAGCGAAGCGGAUUUCGCUGAAUUAAUGCUUGCUUACGCUGGUUAUCCACAGAAAAAGAAAAUUAAGAAGAUCAAGCGUGUAAAGAAAAGGUUCCGUGACCACGGCGCUGGUGUGUCCAAGGAAGAUUAUCUAAAUUUCUUCCACUUUUUGAACAACAUUAACGACGUCGAUACUGCUCUAACGUUCUACCACAUUGCCGGUGCGUCCAUUGAUCAGGCCACCCUCAAACACGUGGCCAAGACGGUAGCAAUGGUAGAGCUGACCGAUCACGUCAUUGACGUUGUGUUUACAAUUUUCGACGAAAACAUGGACGGUCAGCUGAGCAACCGGGAGUUCGUGGCGGUAAUGAAGAAUCGGUUGCUUCGGGGUCUCGAAAAACCAAAAGAUACCGGGUUUGUCAAGUUGAUGCACUCGAUUCUCAAAUGUGCCAAGGAUACCAAACCCGUCCUGCUGGAUUUGUAAGUAUAGCAACCGGUGUAGGAAACGCUUCUUUGUACGUGCUCAAGGGGUCAAACUGCGUCUCUAACCGUGGAAGAAGGAAUCGUAUGAUGCUAGCACGAACUCUGACAUAACUUGUUUGUUCUUGUAAUGCGGAAAUUAAAAAUAGCACAAUCUAUGCUUCGGUAUCUAUGCUAAUGUUAUGAACAAUCUUCCUGCCUUCUCGAUAUCUAAAAAUUUCAUUAAAUAUUGUAUGUGUCCAAAGACAGUUAUGUUUCGUUGCGUUUCUUCUCAAUAGUUUAACUAUCGCUCUCUAAAGCAUUUUCACUUAAUGUUACCAAUUAUCUUUAAAACCUUGUAAAUUUGUAUUAAAUGUUCGUUUUUCAUA
Aedes aegypti (yellow fever mosquito) is the source of this 2126-nucleotide messenger RNA. Its product is annotated as calcium uptake protein 1 homolog, mitochondrial. Gene Ontology annotation, cellular component: uniplex complex. Gene Ontology annotation, biological process: mitochondrial calcium ion homeostasis; calcium import into the mitochondrion. The record is from RefSeq and is a predicted model, not a curated record. The transcript is spliced from 10 exons. Bases 176 to 1762 code for a protein of 528 amino acids. Lineage: Eukaryota; Metazoa; Arthropoda; Insecta; Diptera; Culicidae. Gene Ontology annotation, molecular function: calcium ion binding.